Messenger RNA from Pygoscelis adeliae (Adelie penguin), 447 nucleotides. Its product is annotated as scale keratin-like. Gene Ontology annotation, molecular function: structural constituent of cytoskeleton. Gene Ontology annotation, cellular component: intermediate filament. The coding region runs from base 1 to 447 and encodes 148 amino acids. Lineage: Eukaryota; Metazoa; Chordata; Aves; Sphenisciformes; Spheniscidae. The transcript has a single exon. The record is from RefSeq and is a predicted model, not a curated record.
AUGUCUUGCUACGACCUGUGCUCCACUGCCAUUGGUGGCAUCAACCGCCCCCAGCCCAUUGCUGACAGUGGGAAUGAGCCGUGUGUCCGUCAGUGCCCUGACUCCACAACUGUGAUCCAGCCACCCCCAGUCGUUGUUACCUUCCCUGGCCCCAUCCUCAGCUCUUUCCCCCAGGAUUCAGUUGUGGGAUCCUCUGGAGCACCCGUCCUCGGGGGCUAUGGGGGCUCCCUUGGCUAUGGAGGCUAUGGCAGCUAUGGCUCCCUGGGCUAUGGGGGUCUGUAUGGAUAUGGGGGCUCUUCCCUGGGCUAUGGGGGUCUGCAUGGAUAUGGGGGCUCCCUGGGUUACAGGGGCCUCUAUGGCUACGGUAGAUCCUAUGGUUCUGGCUAUUGCAGCCCUUACUCCUACCGGUACAACAGGUACAGCCGUGGCAGCUGCAGGCCCUGCUAA